AUGUCUCGUAGGGCGCCAACAAGGUGGUGCCGUGAGGCCCUUCUAAAACCCAGCAGACCUCAUGCCGAAGCCGGCGAAACAGCCGUUGUUGGAGACACAUGCCGCAUCCAGGUCACGAAACUCGCCUGGCAGGCGCCCACAGACAACUUCUCGACCCCAAAGGACUCGAAUGUCUGCGACGGACAUCGCGAAUUUUCCAAGUUCAAAUCAGCACACUUGACAGUCCGCGGCGGCCUUGAACCUACUAGGAUUCCUUGGGCGGAAACUAAUCCGGGAAUGCACUGCCGCUCCCCGGACGCGAUGGGGCUCUUGGCGCUUCUCCGCAAAGACCGAUUCUGUUCUCGAUGUCUACGAGUGAGCCAGCUUAAACGGAAGCACAAGCAGUUCCGUUCUCUGGUAGACAAGAAGCUCUACUGCGACGGCUGCAAGACCAAGCACCCGGCGGGGCUGUUCUCGGCGACUCAGAGGCGUAUGAACUGGAGUUGGUGGAAGGGCAGCACCCGUGUCUGCAUCGCGCACGAAGGCUACAUUCGAGCGUGCCAGCAUGUCAUGAUCCGCUGGAGCGAUAUCGAAAGCUGGGGGGCCCAAAAUGGACUCCACGAUACGGGAGAGGCGCAAUUUCUCAUUCCGUGGACUAAUACAAAGAGGUCGUAUAUGGUUAGAAAUCGCCUGGAUCGCCCACGUCGCAACUCCGUCAAGGACAUCGGCAGUGCCAACGGCCGAGACGAUGCGCCAAAUCGUCGAAAGCACUCACCAGGACGCAGGACAAUUCCCGGUCCCCCAACUAUCAUAUGGCGGUUGCUCACCACUCAUGGCUGCCGUCGGUCCUAA
Messenger RNA from Phialemonium atrogriseum, 831 nucleotides. RefSeq lists its product as uncharacterized. The transcript is spliced from 5 exons. The record is from RefSeq and is a predicted model, not a curated record. Lineage: Eukaryota; Fungi; Ascomycota; Sordariomycetes; Cephalothecales; Cephalothecaceae. The coding region runs from base 1 to 831 and encodes 276 amino acids.